AUGAUGCUUGCGGCACUCACCGCCGUUGAUACAAGGAUUGGGCAAUUACGCACACGCAUGGACGCAGUCGGCGGAUCCUGGGCAGGCACGCUCGCGUGCAGCGAGUGCCGACGUAAACGUUUGACCGCUGAAUCGUUCAGCGCCAAUCAGCUGAGGAAGCUGCGCGAAGGAAAGCUCGCGGAAGACAAGGUUAAAUGCAAGGAAUGCGUAGCGAAAGCGGCGACGGAGGAGCGCGAAAGGGCGUCUGAAAACAGCAAAGCGAGCAGCAACGACGGCGAGGGCAAGGACGAGCCGCUCUCGUGCAGCGUCUGUAAGCAGAAAAGACUUCCACGGUCGAGCUUCACCAACACGCAGGCACGAAAGCCAGAAACCUCAAGAAAGUGCCGCGACUGCUCCGCCGCCGCCGAAGCCGCCGAGGCGGAGGCCCUGAGGGCAGCGCGAGAGGCCAAGAUGACCGAAGCGCAGGCGGCGUCCGCGGCCGCGGCCGCGCUUCCCAAGGGUGCCGCCGGGGUGGCAGCCCGCCUCAAAGGUUUGACGUUUUUCGUGGUGGCAUUGGUGGCGCCGGGAAGCGGGGGGGGCGGGGGCCGGGAAGAGGAAGGACCUGGCGAGGACGAGCCAGCUCGGGCCCAGCAAUCCGGGGGAGAGCAGGAGGGAAUGCAAGCGGCGGGAGAGGAGAGACAUAAUUUGUGCGAGGCCGGAUGUGCGAGGCCGGUAAACAAGGGUGAGGGAUGAGGACUAUCGGCGAGGUCAGGGAGAUUCUUGUCAUCGGGAGUCGACACGACCCAUACCUGGCGGCGCCGGUCGGAGCAGCACGAUCGAAAUGUAGAGCGCUUUUAUCGGCGUAUGGGGUUCCGUGUUGCGCAUGAAGGGACGCCCCAG
Ectocarpus sp. CCAP 1310/34 is the source of this 879-nucleotide messenger RNA. The record is from the annotation of a GenBank genome assembly. Lineage: Eukaryota; Phaeophyceae; Ectocarpales; Ectocarpaceae.